AUGUCUUUCUCUAAGCUUUAUUCUGCUAUUUUUAAGAGGAACUCGGUUUUCGUAGGUACUAUCUUUGCUUCUGCCUUCGUUUUCCAAGCUGCCUUUGACACUGCUCUUACUUCUUGGUACGAGUCUCAUAACAAAGGUAAGUUGUGGAAAGAUGUUAAGUUAACUCUAGAAGGCGGGGAUGAUGACGAUGACGAAUAA
Molecule: messenger RNA, 198 nt
Organism: Eremothecium sinecaudum
Lineage: Eukaryota; Fungi; Ascomycota; Saccharomycetes; Saccharomycetales; Saccharomycetaceae
Gene: QCR9
Product: ubiquinol--cytochrome-c reductase subunit 9
Exons: 2
Coding region: 1-198 (65 amino acids)
Biological process (GO): mitochondrial electron transport, ubiquinol to cytochrome c
Source: RefSeq, a predicted model, not a curated record